AUGGAAGACUAUGGAAUUUUUGGAGAUAUAGUGGUUUUUGACACAACCUAUAGAACAAACAGGUAUAACCUAAUUUGUGCUCCAAUAGUUGGAAUAAACAACCACUGGAACAAUUGCAUGUUUGGUUGUGCAUUCAUAGGAGAUGAAAAGAUUGAGUCGUUUGUGUGGCUUCUACAAACUUUCACAAAGUCAAUGGGGGGAAAAAGUCCAAUAUCAAUCUUUACAGAUCAAGAUGCAGCAAUGAACAAUGCCACCAAUCAGGUCUUUCCAGAUUCAAGACACAGAUUAUGUGUGUGGCAUUUGCAUCAGAAUGCUAUUACCGGAUUUGGGGCAUUUAAACAAGAUCCAACUUUUAAGAAGACAUUCAACUAUUGCUUGUAUAAGUGUGUCACAGUAGUUGAAUUUGAAACCAAUUGGAGAUCAAUACUGCAACAAUACGAGUGGGAAGAGUGGUUUACAAAUGUAUACGAUUUGAGAGAAAAAUGGUGCCAUGCCCUAAGCAAAGACUUCUUUUCAGCUGGGAUUUUGUCUUCACAACGAAGUGAAAGCACUAAUCACGCCAUCGGAUAUAGAGCAAACAGAACAACAAGUUUAACUGAUUUCUAUAGAUUGUUCAAAGGAACAAUACAACGUUGGAGAAGUACAGAAAAGCAAGCUGAAUUCUCUUGUAGUAAAUCGGUUGCAUCCUCGGCUUUACCACUAUCUGGAUUGCUAAAACAUGCAUCAGAAGUUUACACGUUGUCACUAUUCAGAGACUUUGAGGAGGAAUUUGAAUAUUCAAUUGCAACAACAGCAAAAUUAAUUUGGAAACAAGGUAAUACUGAGUUCUAUGAUGUGUCCAUUGAUGAAGAACCUUGGUCUGCACAGAGAGUAACAUACAUCCAUGAGAGCCAGACAGUAUCAUGUACAUGUAAAAACUUUGAAGCUUCAGGAUGGUUGUGCUACCACUGCAUUAGGAUAUUGCACCUUCAUUCGGUUAACCGGAUUCCAGAACAGUACAUCAAAAAGAGGUGGACAAAAUCUGCCAAGUCAUCGGUUUGGAACAAAUUAGAAAAUGAAAAGCCGGAAGAGGUGCAGUACACGUACACCUUGGCGCCAAACCAUGGCUAG
This is a messenger RNA of Spinacia oleracea (spinach), 1110 nucleotides long. RefSeq names its product protein FAR1-RELATED SEQUENCE 5-like. Bases 1 to 1110 code for a protein of 369 amino acids. The record is from RefSeq and is a predicted model, not a curated record. Gene Ontology annotation, molecular function: zinc ion binding. NCBI's taxonomy places the organism in Eukaryota, Viridiplantae, Streptophyta, Magnoliopsida, Caryophyllales, Amaranthaceae. The transcript is spliced from 4 exons.